AUGAAAAAGGAUACUGUUCCCAUUAAAUAUGAAUAUGUUUUAAAAUUACGUGGAAUUACAUUAAAUCAUGACGUUACUGUUAAUCAAGGCUUACAAUAUGAAAAUUUCAAAGAAAGAGUCAUCAAAUAUGCAAAAGAUUCUGACUUGGAUCCUAUUCCUGUCAAUUAUUCAAAUUUUCUUAGGCCAUCAAUACCUAAAGGAACAAUAACUUCAGUUCCGAUGACAAAAGUAUACAAGCCUUAUGUAGGAAAGGGAAUCAUUUCCCCUCAAGAUUUCCGUGUAUUAGAUUUUGGUUAUACAAAAUAA
Meloidogyne enterolobii is the source of this 306-nucleotide messenger RNA. The record is from the annotation of a GenBank genome assembly. NCBI's taxonomy places the organism in Eukaryota, Metazoa, Nematoda, Chromadorea, Rhabditida, Meloidogynidae.